AUGGGUAAAGAGCCAAAGGCAUUCGUCGAUCCGAACAAGCGUUACAAGGGCUGGACCCUGAGGGAGAAGCUGGAUGAAGGCGGAUUUGGUAUCGUUUAUAAGGUCACAAAAGAUAGUCAAGUGGCCGCGUUUAAGGCCGAAUCCAACUCGGUUGAGGGCGGAUCUGCCAUUAAACUGGAGGUAAGUUUGUUUACUAGCCUACCCCUUACCCCCUACUGUAGUCUUAGUUCUAGCAUUAGAAGUAGCGGUAGCCCUAUCCGUAGCGUUAGGUUUAGCCCUAGUCCCAGCCUGAACCGUAGUCCUAGUCCCAGCCUUGCCCGUAGUCCUAGUCAUAGACUUAACCCUACGAACAUAAAAGUGCCAUUUUCAGUUGAAUAUACUGAUGAUAUUGAACAAAAAGUUCCCGGACACCCCUCACUUCCCGUACCUUUACCACGCCGCCAAACGGAAACAGUUCUCCUACAUGAUCGUCACGCUAUUGGGCAAAAACAUCCGGAAUCUGAAGUCGUGGAAGAAGGGAUCAAAGACCCUGAAGCCAGAGACCUGGGCACGGAUCGGGCUUCAAGCAUUGUACUGUAUCAAGCUCGUGCACGAUGCUGGAUUCUUGCAUCGUGACAUCAAGCCGGCCAACUUCAUGAUGGGCAGGGAUGACGAUCCGGAGAGGGCUAGGCUGGUUCAUAUACUCGAUUUUGGAUUGGCUAGGUACGAUUAGAAAGUUUAGGCUUAAUAGGACUGGCUUAGGCUUGGCUUAGGCUUGGUUUGGCUUGGCUUAGGCUUGGUUUGGCUUGGCUUAGGCUUGGCUUAGGCUUGGCUUAGGCUUGGCUUAGGCUUGGCUUAGGCUUGGCCUAGGCUUGGCUUAGGCUUGACUUAGGCUUGGCUUAGGCUUGGCUUAGGCUUGGCUUAGGCGUGGCUUAGGCUUGGCUUGGCUUAGGCUUGGCUUAGGCUUGGCUUAGGCUUGGCUUAGGCUUGGCUUAGCCUUGGCUUAGGCUUGGCUUAGGCUUGGCUUAGCCUUGGCUUAGGCUUGGCUUAGGCUCGACUUAGCCUUGGCUUAGGCUUGGCUUAGGCUCGACUUAAGCUAUGUAAUUGGUUAAAAUUUGUUUCCAGAGGAUAUAUAAAGCACGUUGGAGACAAAAUUGUAGCACGACGAGCGCGUGCUCACGCCGAAUUCCGCGGCACAGUACGAUACUGUUCCCCGAACGUUCACUUCAGCCUUGAACAGAGCCGACGGGACGAUUUGUGGUCAUUAUUGUAUAUGAUGAUCGAGUUACAUUGUGGAUUACCGUGGCAGACAGUGUCGGACAAAGGAAUGAUUGAGAAGAUGAAAAUGAUUUCCGAUGACAGUUUGGUCUCACCUUUGCCUGGUAGGUUUAUAAGAUGAGAUGGUUGCUAGCGUUAUGCUUAGUAGGCUUAGGCUUGGUAGUCUUAGGCUUAGUCUUAGUAGGAUUAGGCUUAGUAAGCUUAGGUUUAGUAGGUUUAGGCUUAGUAGGGUUAGGCUUAGUAGAGUUAGGCUUAGUAGGGUUAGGCUUAGUAGGCUUAGUCUUAAUAGGCUUAGGCUUAGUAGGCUUAGGCUUAGUAGGCUUAGGCUUAGUAGGCUUAGGCUUAGUAGGCUUAGGCUUAGGCUUAGUAGGCUUAGGCUUAGUAGGCUUAGGCUUAGUAGGCUUAGGCUUAGUAGGCUUAGGCUUAGUAGGCUUAUAUUUUACUAUCAAUUUUUUUAUCUAUUAGGUAACGUUCCCUGCAGUAACAUUCAGUUAGAGUGCCGUACUCGCAGUAAUUUGUUGGGUCGUUUUACACCGAGGCAAAUAUUGUAUAACACUGUAAGGUUACAUAAGAAAACGUUGCGCAACUCCAUUUCUUGCAAUUUCUCUAAGGUUAUCUUAUUAUAUUAUUAGAUAUGUCUUAGGUAACAUUGUAAAUCUUUUUUUUUGUUUUGCCGCGUCAGAAUUAUAUGAAUUGGGUAACAUGCUGGCGGGUUAGUUUUACUAUGAUAUUAGUAGACUUGACUUUAUCAGCUUUUGGUUUUCUAGGCUUAGGCUUGGUAGGCUUAGUCUUAGUAAUUUUAAGCUAGGUAGGCUUAGUAGGCUUAAGGCUGUUAGUUUUAGUUUUAGUUUGGUAGGCCUAGGCUUUGUGGACGUAAGCUUAGUAAACAUAGUCUUAGUAGGUUUGGACUUACGGUGAGAAACGGGCUGUGUAGCCCGGUCCUACGAGCAUGCCUGGCCGGACUUGAGCUAAAUUUAGGUCAGGCCCGGUCCGUUUCUCACCCCUACUUGGACUCAACAGGCUUUGUCUCAGUAAUCUUAGGCUUAUUAAUUAAAAAUUUUAGAAGAAAUCCGACCAAUGGUAAAGCAUUUACGGAAGCUGGACGUGUAUUCCCGACCAGAUUACAACCUAGUAGCUAAUAUGUUCAAAAAGUUGUGUAAACGACUGAAUGUCAACUUUGCCACGCCAUACGAUUGGGAAUACGACAAUCCGACGACCUUUAAUCUGGGGGAGAAAUUGGCAGGUUUUUAAUUUAACCUUUUGCCUUUUUAUUGAAUUUUGAUCGAAAUUUUCAAAUUAAAAAAAUUUUUAAUUUUUGAAUUUUAAAUUUUAGUACAAACUGAAUGACCGUAACAUAAUGUACGAGAACAGUGAGGCCUUUUUCUGCGCCGAUCCGAUUAAAAUCUCCGGCCCACCGCCCAAGGGCUUUAGCGACGAAAGAUUGCCGACAGACGAAGAGAGGACAAUCUACAAUCCACCAUCAGUUGAAGGCAAGGUUUCCGAUGAACAAGAGUGAGUUUGGCGCAAAAGUUGUCGGAAAUUUUUUUGGGCAGGGUAGAGUGUGUAUGGUAUAAGGGGUAGGAAAGGUAAAAUAAGGUAGGGUAGGUAAGGGUAGGGUAGGAUAAGUUAGGGUAGGGUAGAAUAGUGUAGCAUUAGGUGCCGACAUAAAGAACCCGCCAUACUUUGCCUGUAAUUUCCUGUAAAAAAUGGCGGGUUCUUUAUGUCGGCACCUAAGAUAAGUUUGGGUAGGGUAAAGUAGGGUAGGAUAAGUUAGGGUAGGGUAGAGUAGGCCAUGGUAGAGCAUGUUUUCUUUAUUUCUGAUGAAAAAUGACUUCUUUUCAGAAAAAGCCAGUACACGACGACCACAGCAACAGGGACCUCGGCUACUUCACCGGGAAAAUAA
Messenger RNA from Bursaphelenchus okinawaensis, 3160 nucleotides. The record is from the annotation of a GenBank genome assembly. NCBI's taxonomy places the organism in Eukaryota, Metazoa, Nematoda, Chromadorea, Rhabditida, Aphelenchoididae.